This is a messenger RNA of Panicum hallii, 603 nucleotides long. Its product is annotated as LOB domain-containing protein 24-like. Lineage: Eukaryota; Viridiplantae; Streptophyta; Magnoliopsida; Poales; Poaceae. The record is from RefSeq and is a predicted model, not a curated record. The transcript has 2 exons. Bases 34 to 603 code for a protein of 189 amino acids.
CCCUUCUCUGCAAAGAAAAUCUUCCGCUAGAUCAUGUCGACGAGCUCGAACACCGAAGCUGAUGCUGGUGCCAGCCCGGGCAUCAGGCGGUGCGCCGCGUGCAAGAACCAGCGCAGGAGGUGCUCCCAGGACUGCAUCCUCGCCCCCUACUUCCCGGCAUCGGAUCCCCAGAGAUACGCCAGCGUGCAGAGGGUCUUCGGCGCCAGCAACGUUGCAAGGAUGCUCCAGGACCUCCCAAUCCACGAGCGCGGCAAGGCGGCGGACAUAAUGGCGGUGGAGGCGCACCGGCGGGUGCAGGACCCGGUGUACGGCUGCGCGGGGAUCGUCAGCCGCCUCCAGGGGGAGAUCAGAGCCGUGCAGUGCGAGCUGGCCAGGACCCAGGCCCAGAUCGCCGUGCACGCCACCGCCGCGGCUCGCGCGCGGCCAGCGGUGGGCACCGCCCAGCUGAACGCGCCGGCACAAGCCGCUCUGACUCAGCAGCAGCAAGAGCAAGACGAUGCGCUGGUGAUGCAGCAGGACCCGUUCCAAGGGUUGGAUGCCCUGCUCGUUGAUGAUUACAGUGUGGAUGUUAAUCUGGUUGAUGAUGAGAUGAACACUGACUAG